UCUACGUGCUGCAUCCUGACCUAUUUGGCAACUUACAUGCACCAGCAUUUUUGUUUCAAUAGAUCUGGACAUUUCUGGACCCAUGGACUCCUGCAUGCUGUACCCUGUACUUCUGACUCCGAAAUACACUUGUAAAAUCAUCGCUGGCGCGUGCAGGGGCUGCUCAUGAUCUGGAAGUUGUCAUUGAUGAGGCGGAUAAUGGUGAGCAGACGCUGGUCGUCGUAGUCGAAGCGGCUGCCGAAGAGCACUGAGCAGAUGAUGUUGGAUACCGAGCGGCUCAGCACAAAGCAGCUUCAGGAACUGCUGGUCCUCAUAGUCGAAGCGACUUCCAAAGACCACGGAACUGAUGACGUUGGAGACAGUGCGGCUCAGGAAGAAGCAGCUUCAGGAACUGCUGGUCCUCAUAGUCGAAGCGACUUCCAAAGACCACGGAACUGAUGACGUUGGAGACAGUGCGGCUCAGGAAGAAGGAAGGGCAGAGGCCAGGGCCCAGGUGGAAGGCGGCCCCUGGAUUUCGGUUGGCCCCAGAGUACCAAGAGACCAAGGAGGACGAUGAGAAGGACGGCCAAGAGCAUCACGGAUCACGCUGCGCCUGUCUCUAUCCAGAUGUCCCUCUUAAAGGCAUUGCCUUCAGCCAGGGCAAGCGCUGGAGAACUCUGAGGAGGUUUGCGCUGACGGCUCUCCGGGACCUGGGCCUGGGCAGGCGGAGCCUGGAAGAGCGUAUCCAGGAGGAAGUGGGCUGCCUGGAGGAGGAGCUGGAGAAGACGUGUGGCAUGCCCUUUGACCCCACCUUCCCAAUUCGGCGCUCCAUCUCCAACAUCAUCUGCUCCGUGGUCUUUGGCCGUCGUUUUGACUACCAAGAUGAGGACUUCAAGACCUUCCUGUGGCUGCUGGCUGAAAACCUGAAGCAGGUGGACACAUUUUGGGUGCAGAUAUACAGCCUUUUCCCAGCUCUGCUGCGGCACCUCCCUGGGCCACACAACCGGCUCUUCGAGGUCUUUGAGAAGCAGAAGGAGUUUGUGGCCCGUGUUGUGAAAGAGCAUGAGGUGUCUCUGGACCCGGCUCAGCCCCGGGACUUCAUCGAUGCCUUCCUCAUCCGAAUGCAGCAGGAGCAAGGGGAUCCCCACACAGAAUUCAACCAAGAGAAUUUGCUCAAUUCUGCUCUUGACAUCUUUUUUGCGGGGAUGGAGACAACCAGCACUACCCUGAGAUAUGGUCUCCUAAUCCUCCUAAAGUACCCUCAGAUUACAGAGCUCAUACAGCAAGAGAUUGAUCGAGUGGUGGGGCCAGAGAGACGGCCCUGCCUGGGGGACAGGCCCCGGAUGCCAUACACAGAGGCUGUGCUCCACGAGAUCCUGAGAUUUGCAGACAUCAUACCUCUGGGCGUGCCCCAUGCUGUCACCCAGGACACUCAGUUCCGAGGAUACCACAUCCCCAAGGGCACCAUGGUGUUCCCGAUGCUCCACUCUGUCCUCAAUGACUCCGACUGGUUCCAAGACCCCUCCUCCUUCCAGCCCGAGAGGUUCCUGGAUGCCAGUGGGGCUUUUCAAAAGAACCCUGCCUUUCUGCCCUUCUCUGCAGGGCGCCGAGCAUGCCCUGGAGAGUCUCUGGCACGAACUGAGCUCUUUCUCUACCUGACGUGGCUGCUGCAGCGCUACUCACCCUCCUCCCUGCUACCUCCUGCCACCCUGGACCUGCAGCCCCAGGAGAGUGGCUUUGGGAAGCAGCCACCACCCUUCCAGCUUAUCCUGCAGCCAAGACAACACCUUCAAAGUCAAGCCCCUCCCACCUGAGCGAACACUAUCUGCUCUGAACGCGCCUUCCUUCCUUCCUUCCUUCCUUCCCUCCUUCCUUCCAUUGUGUGUGUCUUCCUUCCCUAACUGCACCACAGAGAGGUCUUACAGGGUUCACAUGCAGACUCUGAGGCCAACCCUCUGUGUGGAACGUCCUUCAUUCACUGUUGUAUCCCAGCUCCUAAAACAGUGUCUGGUACACAGUAGGUGCUCAAUAAACAUGUGCUGGAUGCAUCUGGA
Molecule: messenger RNA, 2033 nt
Organism: Talpa occidentalis (Iberian mole)
Lineage: Eukaryota; Metazoa; Chordata; Mammalia; Eulipotyphla; Talpidae
Product: cytochrome P450 2G1-like
Exons: 12
Coding region: 438-1793 (451 amino acids)
Biological process (GO): xenobiotic metabolic process
Cellular component (GO): cytoplasm; intracellular membrane-bounded organelle
Molecular function (GO): heme binding; iron ion binding; oxidoreductase activity, acting on paired donors, with incorporation or reduction of molecular oxygen, reduced flavin or flavoprotein as one donor, and incorporation of one atom of oxygen
Source: RefSeq, a predicted model, not a curated record